AUGAGCGACAUUUCAUUUCCACCAGAAAUCUUGCAACAAAUCAUAACAUUUCAUGAAGACAACUACAAAACGCUCUACUCUUGUUUAUUAGUCAAUAAAUACUGGUGUCGUAAUGUGGUACCGAUUCUUUGGCGAAACAUGCCAGAAAAAUACAAAAAAAAGUCACCGUCAGCUUAUAAAUUCAUCCAAGCAUAUAUCAAUUGCUUGAGCACAGAUACUCGUGCGCAAUUAGGGUUGACAAAAUCUGACCAGCAAAAUGAAUCUUCAGUUUUUUUGUAUCCCACUUAUCUCAAAGUAUUUGAUUUGCAAUGGCUCUUGAACGAAAUUGUGAGCUGGUAUGGAAAAUUAUUUAGAAAUAUUCCUAAGAAACAAAGACGAGGACCAUAUGAAUUUCUUGAAGCAAUCAUUAAUCUCUUGCGUACAAAUAAAGCACGAAUUGAAAAAGUGAGAAUCGUGUUACUAGAACCUAUCAAAGAAGAUGAAAAACAACAACUCUUACGAAUAGUCACCAAUCUUGUCAAACAAUCUCAAGAUGAAGAAGAUGGUCUAUUAGGCAAACUACGCGAAGUUCAUUUUUCUCAAUAUGUUUUUAGGAUUCAAGAGGUAUUCAAGCUGUUCGCACGACACUGUAACAAUUUUCAGUGUCUCAAGCUCAAAAAUGCAACGAUCGAGAAACAACCAAUCAGAGGAUUACUCAAAUUAAUUCAAGCGGUAGCACCAAAUUUAGAAGAAAUUACUUGUGAAAAUCUUAAGGUCAAAAAUCUUGAAAUUUGGUCGCAUAUCUCAUUUCAAUUGUCGACCAGUCUCCGAAAAAUCACUAUUAAACAGACAUUUAAUUUUGAUUAUGAUUAUUUGGAUUUUCUGUUGCAGUUUCAAAACUUGGAAACUUUAGAAUUAAUUGGAACUUUUAGUAGUCGAUAUACCUUUAAUAGUCAAUAUAUAAUAUCUGAUCAUAACUCAAAGAUCUUCCCGUCUCUGAAAAAAUUCAUCCGCAGAACUCAUUCGAAUUAUUAUUACGCACUUGGUAUUGUUAUGGACAUUUUGAUCCUGUCACGAAAUACUUUAAAAUCGUUGAUACUUCAUUUUGAAUUAGUUUAUAACAUAGAAUUCCUCAAUGAGUUGGAGUCAUUAGUAACAUUAACCGAGUUAACAAUCAAAAUUGACUCUACCGAAUCCCUUCAUAAUUUUCUUUUUCUUCUUGAAUACUUGCAGAAUUUGAAAUUUCUAACGAUAAAUGGUCGCAAUGGAGGUAACAAUUAUUCAACUGUAACCUUGCCAGAGAGCAGGUUGCUUUUUCCCGCGGCUCUGGCAUAUUUCGAAUUUUCAAUCCGGAUUCCUUUCACCUCGGAUUCGCUUACCACUUUUCUUGGCUAUUUCGAUAAGCUGCCGAGGUUCAUUAAGAUUACCGUGCCUUCAUACAAGCUUCUUGGUGGCAUGAAGAAUCUGGCGCUUGCUCGUGGUGAAAGGAUCCAUAGAUUUGGAUGGAAUUAUGUUGAUGAAGCCCAAACAUGGUUAUUCAAAUUUAUUUGGAUUUCUUUGGAUUAG
Messenger RNA from Ambispora leptoticha, 1545 nucleotides. Lineage: Eukaryota; Fungi; Glomeromycota; Glomeromycetes; Archaeosporales; Ambisporaceae. The record is from the annotation of a GenBank genome assembly.